Folsomia candida is the source of this 420-nucleotide messenger RNA. RefSeq lists its product as uncharacterized. Gene Ontology annotation, molecular function: serine-type endopeptidase activity. Lineage: Eukaryota; Metazoa; Arthropoda; Collembola; Entomobryomorpha; Isotomidae. Gene Ontology annotation, biological process: proteolysis. The record is from RefSeq and is a predicted model, not a curated record. The coding region runs from base 1 to 420 and encodes 139 amino acids. The transcript is spliced from 2 exons.
AUGACUCACUGCGUUGUUAGCAAAGAAAUCGAGCAUCUCAGCCUAAUUGAUGGCCGGUAUUUCGAAACGCUUCACCAUUCCGAAGAACAGGACAGAAAAAUUGAUAGCAUCGACAUCCAUGAAGCCUACAACGGGUCCACGUGGCUCAUCAGUAAUGACGAAGCGAACGAUAUUGCCCUUCUUCAUAUCCAGUCUAGCAACCCGUUCAAACUUACGGAUCUCGUUUUACCCAUCGAAUUACCCGGGAAGCAAAACUGGGAAACCCAAAGUACCUUAAUUCUCUCUGGGUGGGGUCUCCCACGACCGGGCAACCCACCAGGUCAAGGUGAUGGCCCAGAAUAUGUCAUCCUGGAUCCAAUUAGUGACGAAAAGUGUCAAUCGUUACAUCCCGAGAUGACGAUUCGCGAGACCAUGUUAUGA